Messenger RNA from Dermochelys coriacea (leatherback sea turtle), 2781 nucleotides. It is a transcript of the gene AANAT, whose product is annotated as aralkylamine N-acetyltransferase. The record is from RefSeq and is a predicted model, not a curated record. Gene Ontology annotation, molecular function: aralkylamine N-acetyltransferase activity. Lineage: Eukaryota; Metazoa; Chordata; Testudines; Dermochelyidae. The coding region runs from base 796 to 1413 and encodes 205 amino acids. Gene Ontology annotation, biological process: melatonin biosynthetic process; response to light stimulus; circadian rhythm. The transcript is spliced from 5 exons. Gene Ontology annotation, cellular component: cytoplasm.
CUGCUCUCCGUUACUCCUGUUUUACAUUAGUAAAAAGAAAAGGAGUACUUAUGGCACCUUAGAGACUAACAAAUUUAUUAGAGCAUAAGCUUUCGUGAGCUACAGCUCACUUCAUCGGAUGCAUCUUUAUACUACCUUGUGUCUGGAAUAUUUUUUAUAUCUUGUAUUGCCUCUAGGAGGGCAAAAUCCUGAUGGCUUUACACAUGGAAUAAAUCUCACUGCAGCCUUGCUCCUUAAAUUGUAAGCUCCUUAGGGCAGAAACCUUAAGUCCGAUUCCACAAAUUUUACAUCAUUGUAACUAUUGACAUCAUUCGAGUUACUCCAGGUUGACACCAGUGUUGAGAGCCACGUCUGGCCAUUUGUCUCUGUGUUUUGUAAAGCAUCUUGCAGACUAAUAAGUAAUUUUAGUCUGAAAACAACCCUCCUGCCUCUAAGUGCUAGUAAUUUCCUGAUGCUUCUCUUUUCACAAUCCAAGCCUGAUAACAUGUUCACGGUUCUGCUUUCCUAGGCCUGGAUCACAUUCUGAUCUCUCUCACACUGGUUUUACGCCAAUAUGACUGCCAUGGCUUCAGUAGUGUUAUCUUUUCAUUAAGACUGCAAGACCAGACCACGCCAUCCAGAGGAACAACUUUUGGAGUUCUUACAAGAAAUCUUAUUCCACACAGGCAUACAGGUAUUUUUGGCCAGUUGGCUGAUCCCACUGGAGAAGAUUUACUGAAAUAGCAACUCGCUGACGACACCGGUGGCCAAAAGGGAAGAGAAGUUUACGGAGGACGCCAGAAAUAAAGGAGGAGGAUGUCCGUGAUCAGCGCCUUGCCUUUCCUGAAGCCCAUUCACCUCAGGCCUCCACGGAGCUCGCCCGGACGCCAACGCCGCCACACGCUUCCCGCCAGCGAGUUCCGGUGCCUCACCCCCGAGGAUGCAAUCAGCGUAUUUGAGAUUGAGAGAGAAGCAUUUAUCUCUGUUUCGGGCGACUGCCCCCUUCACCUGGAUGAGAUCCGCCACUUUCUGAACCUGUGCCCUGAACUGUCACUUGGCUGGUUUGAAGAAGGCCGGCUGGUGGCUUUCAUUAUAGGGUCCCUUUGGGACCAGGAAAAACUCAGCCAGGACGCGCUGACUCUGCACAAGCCCGGUGGCACCACUGUGCACAUCCACGCGCUGGCCGUGCACCGCACCUUCCGCCAGCAGGGCAAGGGCUCCAUCCUGAUGUGGCGCUACCUGCAGUACCUCCGCUGCCUGCCCUACGUGCGGCGGGCCGUGCUCAUGUGUGAGGACUUCCUCGUCCCCUUCUACCGGAAGUGUGGCUUCAAGGUGCAGGGCCCCUGCGAGGUCACCGUGGGCUCGCUGGCGUUCGUCGAGAUGCAGUACCCCGUGUGCGGCCACGCCUUCAUGCGCAGAAACAGCGGCUGCUGAGAUGGUGCCUUCCCCCAGCCUUGAUGCUUCUCAGGCAACGUUGGGGCGGGCCCCCGUGUACAGGGAGACACACAGUUGAGCAGCAGCAGCUGCUCUCCGUAUGAACAGCAGCCACACUUACUGCGGACUUUUGUGCCUGCCUGGUAUUCCAGCUGGCUGCCUUUUAACUAGUAGCUCCAGGCCCAGCCCACUUGCCUCUCAACUGGUCCUAGUGCUAACCCGGCCAUCAAGCUUACAGACAGAGCAAAAGGCAGCAGAACCACAAUAAGCACCCCUGCCACUUCUCCAGUCCAGAGCUGAACAGGCAGGCUCCAUAAGGCUACAGCUGUUGAGUUUGACCUCCCCAGGACAGGGGUACGUCAGUUCUGGCUAGCCUGAAGCCUCCCCUUUGGCUCCUGGCUUAAAAGCAGCAGUGGGAGUAAUAAAGCUCUGAGAGCAUGUUAUGCAGUUGGUGGGGGGGACAUUGCUUGAGAAGCAGCACCGCAUGGAUCAGUUCAUCGAUUCCGUUUGUUCUUUGUCAAAUGCUCCAAGGCCUAUAACAUGAGGCAGGCAUGUGGCAGACACCUCUGGCAGUCUCCGGUGGGAAGAGCCGUCUACGCCUUCUCACGCUAGUUGUUUGCUGCCAUGUUCUGCUGUGACGCAUUCAAUGGAAUCUGUGCUUGUGUGUUCUGUACAUAUUAGGGAGAUAUUCAGAUACGCUAGGCUCCAGCAAGUCUCCCCCUUCCUCCCUUGCCCUCCUGCUGGUAUAGGUUGACAACCAAUGGAAGUGUGAGAAAUCCCAUAAUAAUGUAGGCUCAGUGAUGGCUACCCCUGCUCCAACAGACUAGGGAACCAACUUCCAACCCAAUAUAGGAGAUACUGUCCCCAAACCACAGCACGCUCACGGCCUAAGGGAGAGCAAAAUAUAACAUGGGACUGAAUGCUCUCUAAGGGGCCCAGCAAGGAGGCUACACCACUGGAUAGACUUUUCCAUCCACUCCCACUUCCACAGGGUCAUUUUUCAACAGAUCCUUUAAGAUAUUUGUGGUCCUUAUCUAGUGAAAUCCAAAGCACGGCUAUAAUGGCUCCAGAGAAUUACAGAUUAAAAGUCAUUCCUAUCAGAUUGAUCUGAUACUCACACAAGGAUUUGCAAAAUCCAAAAGUGGCCCCACCAUUUAAUUUAUUCUUAAGAACAAGAGGGUAUAUCAGCCCACUCUCCCUCACUCACCGCAUGGACCAGUGCUGCGUAUAGACCUGAGCUCCUAGCUCAUGCCAUCCUAGUUCAUUGGAAAUCUGAAAUCCCCUGGGAACACCUUGUGCUGUGUUUGUUUGUCAGUUCUUUUGUUCAUCAGCAAAUAAAGGAUUUGUUUGUUGUGUUUUCUAAUUGGG